AUGCCCGGUGGACGGAGAGGACUCGUCGCACCGCAAAACACCUUCUUGGAGAACAUCAUACGAAGAUAUAAUUCUCUCUCUGACUGCAGUUUUCUACUGGCCAAUGCCCAGAUCGUCGACUUCCCGAUAGUGUAUUGCUCGGAAUCUUUCUGUAAAAUAUCGGGAUAUAAUCGAGCGGAAGUGAUGCAGAAGUCGUGUCGUUGCGUCUUCAUGUACGGGGAGCUCACCGACAGGCAGAGCAUUAUAAAGAUCGAGCAGAGUUUGGAGAAUCAUGAGCAGAUGCAAGUUGAGAUUCUCCUCUACAAGAAAAACAAAUCCCCACUCUGGCUCUUACUGCACGUGGCUCCCAUUAAAAACGAGAAAGAUGUAGUUGUGCUGUUUCUACUCACUUUUCGGGACAUCACUGCCUUAAAACAACCCUUAGAAGAUGAUGCAGCCAAAGGGCUGAGCAAGUUCGCCCGAUUAGCGAGGUCCGUGACGAGAAGUCGAUCUGUUCUUGUUCAGCAAUUUUCGAUGCAUCUCCCUACUAUCAAGUCUGAGAACACCAAACAGUCACAGAUCGCGCAUAUGAUAAGCCUGAACUCAGAAGUCCUUCCACAAUAUCGCCAAGAAGCUCCGAAAACGCCUCCACACAUUCUCCUCCAUUACUGCGCAUUUAAAGCAAUCUGGGAUUGGGUGAUACUCUGCUUAACCUUCUAUACGGCCAUCAUGGUACCGUAUAACGUAGCCUUCAAAAACAAAACUUCAGAGGAUGUGUCAUUACUUGUGUUGGACAGCAUCGUGGACGUCAUCUUUUUCAUAGACAUAGUGCUCAAUUUUCACACCACUUUUGUAGGCCCGGGUGGUGAAGUUGUGUCAGACCCAAAGAUCAUUCGUAUGAACUACUUAAAAAGCUGGUUUAUUAUAGACUUAUUAUCUUGUUUACCUUACGAUGUCUUCAAUGCCUUUGAUCACGAAGAGGAUCAAGGCAUCGGCAGCCUGUUCAGUGCCCUCAAGGUGGUGCGAUUGCUCCGGUUGGGGCGUGUGGUCAGGAAGCUGGACCGCUAUCUAGAAUAUGGGGCAGCCAUGCUCAUCCUCUUACUCUGCUUUUACAUGCUAGUGGCUCAUUGGUUGGCUUGCAUUUUCUACAGCAUCGGACGAAGCGAUGCCGAAAAUGGCGUCUCUUACAGCUGGCUCUGGAAGUUGGGUAACGUGACGCAGCAGCAAUUCAACUUCAGUCGACUCACCAGCGCUGGGAAGCAUAUUCCUCUCAAGUACGAGCUAAUCGGAGGGCCACCGAGAGGGACGAUGUACAUAACUGCACUCUAUUUCACCAUGACUUGCAUGACAUCCGUGGGUUUCGGCAAUGUGGCGGCAGAAACAGACAAUGAGAAAGUGUUCACUAUCUGCAUGAUGAUCAUUGGAGCUUUGUUGUAUGCCACCAUCUUUGGUCACGUGACCACCAUCAUUCAACAGAUGACAUCUGCCACAGCUCGGUACCAUGAGAUGUUGAACAACGUCCGUGAAUUCAUGAAGCUCCACGAAGUACCAAAAGCCUUAAGUGAACGGGUCAUGGAUUAUGUUGUCUCCACAUGGGCAAUGACGAAAGGCAUCGAUACUACAAAAGUUCUGAGUUACUGCCCGAAAGAUAUGACGGCCGAUAUCUGCGUGCAUCUGAAUCGUAAAGUGUUCAAUGAGCAUCCAGCCUUCAGAUUAGCAAGUGACGGGUGUUUACGUGCGUUGGCUAUGUAUUUCACCAUGGAACACAGUGCUCCAGGAGAUCUACUUUACCAUACUGGUGAAAGCAUUGAUACACUCUGUUUUGUUGUAACGGGCUCACUGGAAGUCAUACAAGAUGACGAAGUUGUCGCUAUCUUAGGCAAAGGCGAUGUGUUUGGCGAUGCUUUUUGGAAAGAACCUACCAUCGGGCAAUCUUGUGCCAAUGUUCGUGGUCUUACAUACUGCGAUCUACAUUCCAUCAAGAGAGAUAAGCUGCUCGAAGUACUCAAUUUUUACCAUGCAUUUUCGAACUCUUUUGCUAGAAAUCUUCUUUUGACUUACAAUUUAAGACAUCGACUCAUUUUCCGAAAAGUAUCCGACGUAAAGCGGGAACGAGAGCUUGCCGAGAGGCGUAAAAAUGAACCCCUUCAAGAACUGUCUCAAGACCAUCUAGUUCGCAAGAUUUUCUCAAAGUUUCGAAGAAAUGGAUCUCAUGACAUCGAAAAAGGUCCAAUCUCAGAAGUAGGGGAGCCGCGGGUAACAACGAAGGCAAUCGACACUGGCCCACUCAAAUGGACGCUGACCCGUGAUCUCGACAACAAGGAGAAUGCACCAUCCGAAAACGUCACGCAGCCCAUCCGAAGAAACGUCCAAAAGACUGGCAACAGAUCCUUCUCAAAAUGGUCGCAAGUUCUUUCCAAAGAGGCAACUAUUGAGGAAGAGAGCCCCCCUCGAAAUACAGUCGAUGAUGUUGUCAAAGAACAAACAGAGUCGGCUGAAUACCAAAAGAUACUCGCCAAUUUAGUGGACUUGAGAGUUGAUUUGAAACUUGAGAUGCAAAGGCUCAAUGUAAAGAUAUGUCGUGUAGAUGAACAAAUAGCCCAAUUGCUACGCAUUGUGAGACCACGCAGUGAGAAAGUGUCACAUCCUGUAUUGGUACUUCGUACUCCUGAGACUCAAAGGAAUAAGCCUUUGCAGCGUAGAAACUCUCUUCCUAAACACAGGACUCCUAAAGGCUCCAGUAUCCGAGUCGUCCUGGAGAAUGAAAUUCAUGACCAGAAUAAGGAUGGGCAGUCAGACACCGAAACAAACUAG
Messenger RNA from Uloborus diversus, 2793 nucleotides. RefSeq names its product potassium voltage-gated channel protein eag-like (gene eag). Gene Ontology annotation, molecular function: voltage-gated potassium channel activity. The transcript is spliced from 10 exons. The record is from RefSeq and is a predicted model, not a curated record. Gene Ontology annotation, biological process: regulation of membrane potential; potassium ion transmembrane transport. Lineage: Eukaryota; Metazoa; Arthropoda; Arachnida; Araneae; Uloboridae. Bases 1 to 2793 code for a protein of 930 amino acids. Gene Ontology annotation, cellular component: membrane.